GACUCGGGGGCGGGGUCGGCGGCGCGGGAGGUGCAGGUGCCGGGCCGGGAGCGAGCGGCGGCGGCGGCGGCGGCGGCGGCGGUGGCGGCGGCACCAUGGGCCGGGCCCGGCGCUUCCAGUGGCCGCUGCUGCUGCUGUGGGCGGCCGCGGCGGGGCCAGGGGCUGGACAGGAAGUGCAGACAGAGAAUGUGACGGUGGCUGAAGGUGGGGUGGCUGAGAUCACCUGCCGUCUGCAUCAGUAUGAUGGGUCCAUAGUUGUCAUCCAGAACCCAGCCCGGCAGACCCUCUUUUUCAAUGGCACCCGAGCUCUAAAGGAUGAGCGAUUUCAGCUGGAGGAAUUUUCCCCGCGUCGAGUGCGCAUCCGGCUCUCCGACGCCCGCCUGGAGGAUGAGGGGGGCUACUUUUGCCAGCUCUACACGGAGGACACCCACCACCAGAUCGCCACGCUCACUGUCCUAGUGGCUCCGGAGAAUCCAGUGGUGGAGGUCCGAGAGCAAGCGGUGGAGGGCGGCGAGGUGGAACUCAGCUGCCUGGUUCCGCGGUCGCGCCCUGCAGCGGUCCUGCGCUGGUAUCGUGAUCGCAAAGAACUGAAAGGAGUGAGCAGCGGCCAGGAGAAUGGCAAGGUGUGGAGCGUGGCGAGCACUGUGCGGUUCCGUGUGGACCGCAAGGAUGACGGUGAUAUCGUCAUUUGUGAAGCGCAGAACCAGGCGCUGCCCUCGGGACACAGCAAGCAGACGCAGUACGUGCUGGAUGUGCAGUACUCUCCCACGGCACGGAUCCAUGCUUCUCAAGCUGUAGUGAGGGAGGGAGACACACUGGUGCUGACCUGUGCUGUUACAGGGAACCCCAGGCCAAGCCAGAUCCGCUGGAACCGCGGAAAUGAGUCUUUGCCGGAGAGAGCAGAGGCAGUGGGUGAGACGCUCACCCUGCCCGGCCUGGUAUCUGCAGAUAACGGCACCUACACUUGCGAGGCGGCAAACAAGCACGGCCACGCGAGGGCACUCUACGUGCUUGUGGUCUAUGACCCCGGUGCUGUGGUAGAGGCUCAGACAUCGGUUCCCUACGCCAUUGUGGGCGGCAUCCUGGCGCUACUAGUGUUUCUGAUCAUAUGUGUGCUAGUAGGCAUGGUCUGGUGCUCCGUCCGACAGAAGGGCUCCUAUCUGACCCACGAGGCCAGUGGCUUGGACGAGCAGGGAGAAGCUAGAGAAGCCUUCCUCAACGGCAGCGAUGGACACAAGCGGAAAGAAGAAUUUUUCAUCUGACCCCAUUCCCCCACUGCCAGCUGCAAGGAACCAGCAAAGACAUUGACCAGAGUCGGGGAUGGUGGGCUCCUCCCCCCGCAGCUAACACCUCAGGCGCUUGGGCAGGGAUUUGGGGGGUGUUGGAUGCCUGAACCUCUCCCAGGGCCAAAGGCUAGGGUCCAGAGGCGUAGGGUCCCCUAGAGGACAGAGGGACCGAAGGUCCUCUCUAGACCCCAAGUCUGGGGAGGGGUAAUAGGGAUUUGGGUUGAGGGAAGGCCAGAACCCCUAGACAGCAGAACCAGGUCUUGUGGGGAGGGGGUCAGAUUCUGGGAAGGGUGGGGUGGGCAGGGA
This is a messenger RNA of Microtus oregoni (creeping vole), 1592 nucleotides long. It is a transcript of the gene Cadm4, whose product is annotated as cell adhesion molecule 4. Gene Ontology annotation, molecular function: vascular endothelial growth factor receptor 2 binding. The record is from RefSeq and is a predicted model, not a curated record. Gene Ontology annotation, cellular component: cell-cell contact zone. The transcript has 9 exons. Gene Ontology annotation, biological process: regulation of wound healing; regulation of Rac protein signal transduction; negative regulation of peptidyl-tyrosine phosphorylation. Bases 96 to 1262 code for a protein of 388 amino acids. Lineage: Eukaryota; Metazoa; Chordata; Mammalia; Rodentia; Cricetidae.